Homarus americanus (American lobster) is the source of this 1509-nucleotide messenger RNA. RefSeq names its product protein starmaker-like. NCBI's taxonomy places the organism in Eukaryota, Metazoa, Arthropoda, Malacostraca, Decapoda, Nephropidae. The record is from RefSeq and is a predicted model, not a curated record. The coding region runs from base 1 to 1509 and encodes 502 amino acids. The transcript is spliced from 4 exons.
AUGUGUAGAGAUGUCACCUUCGAAAGUGCAAAAAUGACCCUAGAACAUUGUUUAAGGGUGAACUAUGGCAUGAUACUUAUGUUAGGGGAUAUAAACAUCACCCUCACACCCACACAGGUUCCAGAAACAGCCUCGUGCCAACACUUAAACUCCUCAACUGAUCUCUUGAGAGUCUGCAUCAGGAUUCUCAGAGCGGGUGGCAUUUCCAGGGAGGGAGAUAGUCACUGGUGGCUCCACACGCUGCUGGUGACAUUCAGAGCCGAGACGUGUAACACAGUAUGCUGCCGACACAUAAAGCUGAGACUUACAAUAUCAGUGGAGGCCCGUGACGGCGGCAUUCCUACCAAAGUUGCUGGUCGAGAGGGCCCCAGUCCUAAGAGGCCCCUGGUUAACUCUAGCCACUGGGACUGGGGUCCAUUAGGGCUAAGCUCCAAUCCUAAUGUGGAUGAAGCUAUUGACACAACAGAUGGGGAGCGAGUAUUGACGAGGUUACUGAGCGAAAAGUCAUUCUGCGUGGAAAAGUGUGAUCACUCUGGCAGUCAGCUUAGUGUAACGUUCAAUAAAGAGACUGGCAACACCGUCACAGUGUACAGGGAUCUAGACAAGGCUGAUAGCUGUAUAAAGGAGAUAGACAGGACUGACAGCCAUAUUAAGCAGCUAGACAGGACUGACAGCCAUAUUGAGCAGCUAGACAGGACUGACAGCCAUAUUAAGCAGCUAGACAGGAUUGACAGUCGUAUAGAGCAGUUAGACAGGACUGACAGCCAUAUUAAGCAGCUAGACAGGAUUGACAGUCGUAUAGAGCAGCUAGACAGGACUGACAGUCGUAUAGAGCAGCUAGACAGGACUGACAGCCAUAUUGAGCAGCUAGACAGGACUGACAGCCAUAUUAAGCAGCUAGACAGGAUUGACAGUCGUAUAGAGCAGUUAGACAGGACUGACAGCCAUAUCGAGCAGCUAGACAGGAUUGACAGUCGUAUAGAGCAGCUAGACAGGACUAACAGUCGUAUAGAGCAGCUAGACAGGACUGACAGUCAUAUUAAGCAGCUAGACAGGACUGACAGCCAUAUUGAGCAGCUAGACAGGACUGACAGUCGUAUAGAGCAGCUAGACAGGACUGACAGCCAUAUUAAGCAGCUAGACAGGACUGACAGCCAUAUUGAGCAGCUAGACAGGACUGACAGUCAUAUUAAGCAGCUAGACAGGACUGACAGCCAUAUUGAGCAGCUAGACAGGACUGACAGCCAUAUUGAGCAGCUAGACAGGACUGACAGUCAUAUUAAGCAGCUAGACAGGACUGACAGCCAUAUUGAGCAGCUAGACAGGACUGACAGUCGUAUAGAGCAGCUACACAGGAUUGACAGUCGUAUAGAGCAGCUAGACAGGAUUGACAGUCGUAUAGAGCAGCUAGACAGGACUGACAGCCGUCAAGAACAGCUAAACGAAACUGACGCAAAUGAAGCGUUGGACACGACUGACGGAAAAAAUACAACUAAUAGGCGGAAGUGA